This is a messenger RNA of Pararge aegeria (speckled wood butterfly), 411 nucleotides long. Its product is annotated as A-kinase anchor protein 14-like. Bases 1 to 411 code for a protein of 136 amino acids. The record is from RefSeq and is a predicted model, not a curated record. The transcript has 2 exons. NCBI's taxonomy places the organism in Eukaryota, Metazoa, Arthropoda, Insecta, Lepidoptera, Nymphalidae.
AUGCAGGGACUCGUAGUAUUCAUCGCUGUGCUAGCCUGCGCCGCCGCGGCUCCUGGCCUCCUGGUGGCCCACCAACCCGUGGUAGCCACGGUCCACGCCGCCCCUGUAGUCCACGCAGCAGUCCCAGUGGUGGCGUCUAAGACCACCAUCACCAAGAGCAGCCAACUUGUCAACCACGGAUCCCCAGUUGUCCACACAGUCCACACACCUAUCGUAGCUGCUGUCCCCGUGGUUAAGACCUCAGUAGUUCACGCUGCCCCAAUUGUUCACUCUGCCCCAAUCAUCCACGCUGCCCCGGUGGUCCACGCUGCCCCAGUUGUCAUCAAGACCGCCCCGGCCGCGAUCGCGCACAGCAGCUCAAUCGUUCAUCACGCCCCAAUCAAAACCAUCCCUCUUGUUGCCGUCCACUAA